Messenger RNA from Prorocentrum cordatum, 1501 nucleotides. NCBI's taxonomy places the organism in Eukaryota, Dinophyceae, Prorocentrales, Prorocentraceae. The record is from the annotation of a GenBank genome assembly.
AUGGCUAACGACUUGGGGCCCCAGGACACCGCGAACGCGCUGUGGGCCCUGGAGCGCCUGCGGGCGCUCGACCUCGAGCUGCUCGCGGCCCUGGGCGGGCAGGCCCUCCGCAGCCUGCGGCUCCUGAGGCCCGCUGGCCUCGCCGCCGUGCUCACCGCGCUCGCGCGCGCGUGCCGCGGCGUGCCCCCCGAGCGGUGGCCGCCCGUGGUGCCCCGGCUCGUCGGCGCCGUCGCCGGUGAGGUCCCCGCGCUCGUGGCCCCGGGGCGGUGCGGCCACGCCGAGUUCGCGCAGGUCUGCUGGGCGUUCGCGACGCUGGCUCACACGGAGCCAGCCACCUACGAGCGUCUGGCCGCCGCCGGAGCCGCGAUCGGAUGGGGUGUGCUCCAGCCUCGGGACCUGGGGACUGUGGCGUGGAGCUUCGCCACGGCGGGCACGGCGACGGAGCCGUUCAUGCGUGCCGUCGCCGCAGCGUCAGUGCCCGCCGUGUCGCAGUUCGACCCGCAGGGCGUCGCGAAUCUCUGCUGGGCCUUCGCGGCCUCGAGGGCGGAGUCCUCGGGCGAGCUCUUCGCCGCCGUGUGCCCCCACGCCGCCGAGGCGGCGAAGGCGGGGGCGUACAGCGCGCGCCAGCUGUCGAACAUAUCCUGGGCGUUCGCCAGCUCUGCCUGCCUCGACGACGAGCUCAUGGAAAGCGUCGCGCUGCAGUCGUGCAGGCACAUCAGGGAGUUCCGUGGCGCCGAGCUGGGAGCGCUGGUGUGGUCCUUCGCGACCGUGUCGGCGGGCGGCUGCCACGCGGCGGCCCUCGCCGAGGCGGCGGCCAAGGAGCUGGUCGCCUCGCCGGGUGCGCCCGACGCCUCCUGGACGGCGCGGGAGGUGGCCAACACGGUGUGGGCGCUGGCCGUGCUCGACCACCACAGCGGCGCGGCCGUCCGCCACGCCGCCGGCGUGCUCUCCCGAGCGCGGCAGGCAGGUGAGGCUCUGGACAUGCACCUGGGGCAGUGGUACUUCGCCUGGCUGGGGCUGACGCUGCUUCGCGCUGCUGGACCCGAAGCGCUCGCCGCCGGCGCCGUGGACCCGGCCUGGGUCCAGGAGUGCCAGGGCUCGGCGAAGAAGCAGGCAGUGUUGCAGCACGCGGAGCCGGGCCUGUGGGGGCCGGUCUCGGCCAUGUCCAGGCUGCACAGGGACGUCGGCGCGGAGCUGCGGCGCCUCGUGGGCGCCGACACCCUGGUAGAGGACGAAUACGUGAUACACCACUGCCUGGUUGUGGACCUCGUGCUGCCGACGCUUGGCAUAGCGCUGGAGGUGGACGGCCCAGGCCACUUCGCCCACCGCCUCCGCCCCAGCGCGGGGCAGGAUGCUUUACAGCAGCGCGGCGCGUCACGGCUGAAGAGGCGGCUGCUGCGCCAGCUCGGCUGGGACGUGCGCGCCGUCCGCUGGCUGGAGUGGGACAGCCUGCGCUCCGCGUCGCAGAAGAGAGACCACCUCCGCGCGGUGGUCCUGGAUG